AUGCUACGUCUAGCCUUCAAGCAAUUAUCACGUCAAUCUCUCUUAUAGAAAAAGAAAAUCUAUGAACUAUUUUUUGAAAGGGGAUUGAAAUUCUUUUAUCAAAGUAUCAAACAAAACUAUUAUACCCUAGAUCAACAUCGACAUGCAAUAGAUUAAUUUGAGAUUUGCAUGUCAGUCUUUGCUGAAGCCAAACAACCCCAAACGAUGGCAGGACACUAAAUUUGA
This is a messenger RNA of Paramecium tetraurelia, 225 nucleotides long. RefSeq lists its product as uncharacterized. The transcript has a single exon. The record is from RefSeq and is a predicted model, not a curated record. NCBI's taxonomy places the organism in Eukaryota, Ciliophora, Oligohymenophorea, Peniculida, Parameciidae.